AUGCCUGCCUCGGACACGGACGAUCUUGAUGAAGUGUACGAGAUUGAGGAAGAGUUCGAUAUUUCUCUAAGUCCUACCGGAGACGAGGGGAGUUCAUUCCGAACUGCGAACGAUCCAGCCUCACUGUACCAGCGACAGAAUGUCACUGAGCGCAAAGGUGCAGUUGACGUUCGUUGCCAAGUCGUGGAUGUGGUUCACGGCCUCCCUCAUCCCGAAGCUGAGGUUUUCGCGACUCUGAUCGUCCUUAGAUUUUCAUUCAGCAGUCGCAAGGCCGGGCGAAGGAUCUUGGAAGUGCAAACUUCCUUAGAAUUUGCGGGCUGCAAGGCUGGUGCCGCGUGCCCGGAAGUCAUCAACAUCGCCCCGUACGGAGAUAUGGUUCUCGUCCAGACAUCUCAGAAAGAAGACGAGAAGCUCAGUCUUGGAGGAAAUAUCGGGGCGCCGCCUCUCCUCGGCGUUCAGGCUGGUGUCAAUCUGGCCUGGGACAAGAGCGUCAGCCGUGAGACUACCGAUGCCACCAAGCUGAUCGGCUCGAUGGACUUGAUCGGCAGGAACUACGGGAAUGCGAACAGUGCGUCCUGGUCAUUGGUCGAGAACAGAACCACCAAGACAGGCGUUCCCACAUCAAUGACCGCAUCGAUCUUGUUGAACAGAGAGGAUAACAGCCCCUUCAAGUGCAUCUUCAAACUUCAUGCGACCGUCGAUUGGAUGAGUUCUAUCGAAAAAUUGGUCGGAUCCAGAUCGAGAGACGAUCCUGUGUUAUUCGACCCACGCAUUAAACCGACCAAUCGGCUUCAAGUUUAUGAUCAUGAGGCCUUGGAUUCGGUUAAUCUUGAACGUUUGGCAAACGUUACCUUCAUGACGGUUCAGGACAACGCAGUCAAGCAUAUAUAA
Lasiodiplodia theobromae is the source of this 891-nucleotide messenger RNA. RefSeq lists its product as uncharacterized. The transcript has a single exon. Bases 1 to 891 code for a protein of 296 amino acids. Lineage: Eukaryota; Fungi; Ascomycota; Dothideomycetes; Botryosphaeriales; Botryosphaeriaceae. The record is from RefSeq and is a predicted model, not a curated record.